Oncorhynchus nerka (sockeye salmon) is the source of this 1967-nucleotide messenger RNA. RefSeq lists its product as uncharacterized. The transcript is spliced from 9 exons. The record is from RefSeq and is a predicted model, not a curated record. Bases 282 to 1160 code for a protein of 292 amino acids. Lineage: Eukaryota; Metazoa; Chordata; Actinopteri; Salmoniformes; Salmonidae.
GAGCGUGAGAAGACAGUGAUAACUGAGCAUACACAAGUGAACGUUUCUCGGCUACCAAGGAAUCCUGAUAUAUUACAUGUGAAAUAUAUUACAUGUGGACUUUGUAGUAUAUUUUUGCAAUGCUGAUAAACUACACAGCACAAACGAAGAUGAAAUCUGAGAAAUUGAAGUCAUUUUUACCACCCCUACAGUAGGUGGCGGCAUGCACCUAUAGGAUUGUUUGCGGACCGCCAUAAUACUGCGGGAAGAAGACAUCCUGUUGCAGCUGAGCCCAGACAGCCAUGAGUAGCAGUGCGUUUGCUUUGAUCUGUAUACGGUGCAGUCUUUUUCUCUGCAUCCUCAGUCCUGUUGAAGUUUGUGAGCACAGCCCUGCAACUGCAAGCAAUCAUUCAUCAGCGCAGCUAAGAGAAAAGACGGCAAUGGAAGGGUGGAAGAGUCACGUGCGCGCUAGACUGUUCCAGAGAGAUUGUACACAAAAGGACCCCUUCAGUGGUAUCUUUAACACCUUGUCCGAGCUAGAGGAACAGCUUGACUUACGGGAUACACUUUGGGAUGAGGUACAGAGACCCAGUUCUGAAGGAAAUGUUGGGCUGACGGUUGACCACAGAGAACUAUACCUCCAGCUCAGAGAGAGUGAACAUAUAACAGAAAAGCUCUCUCAGACAGUCUCUGACCUGACCACCGUCAUGUACCUGAAAGAUGCUGAGCUUCAAUACUGCCACGCACAAGUCUCCCGCUAUCGGAAGGAAGCUGUCACUCAAGCCAGGGAGGCCAACCUUCUGCAGGCCAGCCUAUCAGAAUUUGAGUUUGUAUUGGCGAGCCAAUCAGAGGAGUUGGCAGCUCUGCGGUUGGAGCAGCGGGAGCUGAAGGAGGGGCUUGCAGCGGCCUGGAGAGAGAAAGAAGAGCUUCUGGAGCGAUGGAUGGAUGAGAAGAAGGAGGAGGCGGAGAGGGUGAACAGGCACAAUGACACACAGGAAAGGUGGCAUCGUUUCACCCGGCGACUCAACAAGCAUCACCGUAGAGAGAUGCUGCGACCAUGUGAGCAGACCAACUCCUGGACGACUGGUAGGCCUACAACUGAACCAGCAACCACCAUACAGAAGGAGGGUGGUGCACACUGCCCAGGAUGGACCUUUUAUCCCAAAAGCCUCCAGUACUGAAACACUCCUUCCUGUAAGACACACUGAAAAAACUAGACCUUGAAUGUGACUUUUUUGUGUGUAUAUAUUAAAGAAUAUUUGAAUGUGGGCUUUUAAUCAAUACUGUUGUGAAUUUCAGAUACGGUAUGUAUAGGCUUGUAAAUUAGUACCCAAGACCUAACUCAAUGUUUUCAAAUACCAUGAGAAUAAAGUAACUGUUCAGUCAUAUUUUUCACUAAAACACCUCUGUCCUGUGACUGCAAUGCUUUUGUGUGUGACUGUCUUUUUCAAAAGUCACUUGCUGUCUGAGGAGCAAAGUAGGUACGUGUCAGUGGCACUAAGACCCAAAUGGUGAAUCAUGUGAUCUUGAUUAAAACAUUGACUGCCUACUGUGCAAAUCAAAUUGAACUCUAACAUUGUUGAUAAAGAAAUUGCACUUUGAGCUUCUGACAAGGAAGUCAUGACCAUUUUUGGAUACUGUAUCUUGUCAAUUGCUCGAAUAACUUUAUUUCUGUCUGUGGAUGUGAGACUUAGUAGAAAGUACAAACGAUCUACAACAGCAUUUAGGUUAAUUCAUUUUGCCUUUAAUAAAAAAAUUAAAAUUCUGAAAAACAAAUGGCAAACGAUUUUUUUCCUUAAAUGAUUGAUAAUAAUCAUGGUAAUGACACAGUAGUAAUAAUAUUCAUUGUUUCCUGUCAUGUUUCACCAAAAUCAUAUCAGCAUCCUUCCUGUAGACAUUAUGGCACUCAGCUCAGUGGGAACACUUUUAAAUAUUCACACUUAGCAGAGCUGUGAACAGGUACCCCAUAGAAGCAAAACAGUUCUGAA